Myotis lucifugus (little brown bat) is the source of this 1101-nucleotide messenger RNA. It is a transcript of the gene RHEB, whose product is annotated as Ras homolog, mTORC1 binding. Gene Ontology annotation, molecular function: GTP binding; GDP binding; GTPase activity. The transcript is spliced from 9 exons. Gene Ontology annotation, biological process: small GTPase-mediated signal transduction. The record is from RefSeq and is a predicted model, not a curated record. Bases 1 to 681 code for a protein of 226 amino acids. Gene Ontology annotation, cellular component: plasma membrane. NCBI's taxonomy places the organism in Eukaryota, Metazoa, Chordata, Mammalia, Chiroptera, Vespertilionidae.
AUGGUUCAAAUACAGGUUCUCUUUAUUCUUGUUCAUGACUUGUAUGAGUUACUGAAUAAAACAUACGGCGAAAUUCAACCAUGGCUGAACAUCCAGAAGGAGAGGAUUCGGAAUGACCUUGGCAAACUGGAGACAUGCCCUGGCGUGAGCGGAAGUGGAACACACUAUGGACUUUCUGGGAAAUCCUCGUUGACGAUUCAGUUUGUUGAAGGCCAAUUUGUUGACUCCUAUGACCCAACCAUAGAGAACACUUUCACAAAAUUGAUCACAGUAAAUGGACAAGAAUAUCAUCUUCAACUUGUAGACACAGCUGGGCAAGAUGAAUAUUCCAUCUUUCCCCAGACGUACUCCAUAGAUAUUAAUGGUUAUAUUCUCGUGUAUUCUGUGACAUCGAUCAAAAGUUUUGAGGUGAUUAAAGUUAUCCAUGGCAAGUUGUUGGACAUGGUGGGGAAAGUGCAAAUACCUAUUAUGUUGGUUGGGAAUAAGAAAGACCUACAUAUGGAAAGGGUGAUCAGUUAUGAAGAAGGGAAGGCGUUAGCAGAAUCUUGGAAUGCAGCUUUUUUGGAAUCUUCUGCUAAAGAGAAUCAAACUGCUGUUGAUGUGUUCAGAAGGAUAAUUUUGGAGGCAGAAAAAAUUGAUGGGGCUGCUUCACAAGGAAAGUCUUCCUGCUCGGUGAUGUAAUUCUGCUGCGGGGCCCGAGGCCACUGGGACCCGUCCUGCCCGGAGACGCAAACUGCCCGUCAUCCUCGAAGAUAAACUCUGCUUCGUUUUCCUUCUGUUAACCUGAAAGAUUUAUUUGGGUCAGAGCUUUUUCCCACCUGCCCCCCUUUCAGAUUAUGUUGAACUCUGACUAUCCUUCUGAGUUCACUUCCACUUUCAAAUUUUAAGCAAUCAUAUUUUCAAUUUAUAUAUUGUAUUUCUUAAUAAUAUUAUGACCAAGAAUUUUAUCGGCAUUAAUUUUUAAGUGUAGUUUGAUGUUUAAAAUAAUGUAAUCAUCAAAGAUGCAUAUUGUUACACUACUAUUAACUAGGCUUCCAUAUAUCAGUGUUUAUUUCAUUGUGUUAAAUGUAUACUUGUAAAUAAAAUAGCUGCAAACCUUAA